GGAGAGGCUGAAGGGUGUGAGGUGGACUUGGCAUCAUGACUUCCCAUUCAGGAGCUGCUCCCGAGGCCAGUGAAAGCACAAGGAAUGCAACGCUGGAGCGGUGCCUGAGUGUGCUCAGAGACGCAAAACAUGACAGUGAGCAGUUUGCAGCCCUGCUCUUGGUGACCAAAGCGGUCAGAGCGGGAGACGUCGACUCCAGAACCCGUCGCCGGAUCUUUGAUGCAGUUGGAUUCACGUUCCCAAACCGGCUUCUUGCUUCCAGGGAGCCCCCAACUGGCUGUCCAGAGCACAUGUUCCGAGGACUUGGCCUCACUCUGCUGGCAUGUUUCUGCACUGAUCCGGAGUUAGCCAGCCAUUCCCAGAUCCUUAACAAAAUCCCGACCUUCAACAACAUCCUGGCUUCCCCAUCUGAUCCAGACGAUCUGUCCGCAAGCUCCAUGAUCGAUGACGUUUACCAGUGUCUGGGCGCUGUCAUGGGCACUCCCAGGGGCCCCAAAGAGUUGGUGUCCCAGGGAACCGUGUCAGCUCUGUGCCAGGCCUACGUGAAUCGCAAUUACGGCUGUGACCGCGCCCUUGAGGUGCUCCUGGGGCUUCUAGCCACAGCAGAGACUAAGUGCUGGCAGAGAGCCACCCCUGAUCUCCUGGCUUUGCUGAGCAGGCUCAGUGAGGAAUUCCACCAGGCUGAAGACAUGACCAAAUUCCAGCUGUGUGAUGUUCUGCCUCACUUUGUAUCUCCAGCGCUGCUGCUCGCCCGGGACCGACAGGGUUCCGAGUGCCUCUGCAACCUUUACAGAGGCCUGGCUAGCAUCCUGAGCAGCAAACUGAGCCAGUCCCAGCGAGACCCUGCACUGAAGCUUGCUGCCUGCCUCACCCAGGCCUGUGGCUCAGAAUGGAUCCCGACGGAGAGGGCUGGGAGCAAGUUCCUGGCCCUGCUGGUGAACCUGGCCUGUGUGGAGGUCCGUCUGUCCCUGGAGGAGCCGGACCCGGCAGACGUGGAUGGGAAGCAGGAGGUGGUAACAGGCUGUUACACCCUUAUUGAGCUGGGGAUCCUGGAGUGCAUGAAAGAAGAGAAACCACGGCUGAGGGAGGCACAGAAAUUGCAACUAGUGAGGAUCAUGGAGGAGGCAUUUGGGGCUGUAAUACACUACCUGAGACAGGUGGGAGAGCAGAAGCUGAAGGAUCCUUUCAUAUUUGCCUCUGUUCGAAUCCUCGGCGCCUGGCUAGCUGAAGAGACCUCCUCCCUCAAGCAGGAAAUCUGCGACCUCCUGCCUUUCCUCAUUCAGUACGCAAAGACGCUUUUCCAAGAGGGGGACAAAGCCAGGAGCCCAUCCCAGCAUGCGGCGGAGCUGGCUGGACUGGGCAGCCCUCAGGGCUCUGUGUGGCCCAGAGACGCUCUGAGAUUUCUGCUACCUGGCUUGUGCCAUUUGACGGCAGAGGACCGACCUCGGGAAAUCCUUAUCUCAGAGGGGGCUCCAGCAUUGCUGUGUCAAUAUUUCCUGCACCAGUGGGAGUUGUUGGCCUCUGACCCCCAGACCUCUGCUCCUCCAGACAGCAUAGAAAUCAGUUUGCAAACCACCUGUGGAGUUUUCCUUAACCUUGUGGUGACCGCUCCAGACUUGGUCAGGCGAGACAGAUGCUUUUCCUCCCUGAUGGAUGCGCUGCUGAAGUCUCUCCCUGCUCUGCUGCCCCAGAGAGAUCGCCUUGUUCUAGCAGCCAACGUUACCACGCUGGGCUUGAUGAUGGCCAGGAUCCUUGACACUUCUCCAGGUCUCCAGGGGACGCCACCAGCCAAGAACUUCUUCGAAGCCGCUAUCUGCUUCCUUUCUCAGGCCCAUGCUGCCCGGGCGGAUCCCGCCAGCCAGUGCUUGGUUGUGGCUGUGUCACCAGCCUAUGAGGCGGCCUGGGCGGACCUCAGUGAGCUGUGGUUCCUGGGGAUGCAGGCCUUUGCCAGCUGCGUGCCGCUCUUUCCCUGGCUGCCCCAAACGGUCCUCCGGUCACGUUGGCUAGACGACCUCUUGCGGUUAUUGGGCCAAGCUGCCCCGGUCUCAGUGGACUUUGAUCUCCUUACGGCAUUGCAGGGCGUGUUGCUGGAGCUGGCCAGAGCCAGCCAGCAGUGCAGAGAGUUGAUCGUCUUACAGCAGGGCAAGGAGCUGGCCAACCGUUAUGGCAUGGCAGCAUUAGAACAGUGCCUUUGUGAGCGGUGA
This is a messenger RNA of Emys orbicularis (European pond turtle), 2204 nucleotides long. It is a transcript of the gene NCDN, whose product is annotated as neurochondrin. Gene Ontology annotation, biological process: neuron projection development; regulation of neuronal synaptic plasticity. The coding region runs from base 36 to 2204 and encodes 722 amino acids. The record is from RefSeq and is a predicted model, not a curated record. Lineage: Eukaryota; Metazoa; Chordata; Testudines; Emydidae. The transcript has 7 exons. Gene Ontology annotation, cellular component: dendrite.